CUUUACAUAUCUAAAUAAGGCGUUAGAAUCUGCUAUAUCACCUAUAGUGAUUUUUGCUACAAACCGUGGAAUAUGUCAAGUCAGAGAAACAGAUGAUAUUAUUGCACCUCAUGGCAUCCCAAUUGAUUUGAUUGAUCAAAUUUUGAUCAUUCAAACAUUAUGGAUGAUAUCAGAUCAAUUGUUCAAAUUCGUGCAAGAACUGAAGGAUGACGAUGCUUUGAAUUAUAUAGCUGAAUCUGAAGUCAAAACAUCUUUGAGCAAUACACAACGUUACCUGUGCAUUAUUGCCUUCACAAACAUUUUAUCAUUCUCAUAUCUUCAUCUUCAUGAGGAUGACAUUUGUACUCAUUGGGUAGAGCUGCUCAACGAUAAGACACUUGACAAAAUAUCAGAU
Funneliformis caledonium is the source of this 394-nucleotide messenger RNA. NCBI's taxonomy places the organism in Eukaryota, Fungi, Glomeromycota, Glomeromycetes, Glomerales, Glomeraceae. The record is from the annotation of a GenBank genome assembly.